Papaver somniferum (opium poppy) is the source of this 2233-nucleotide messenger RNA. RefSeq names its product pyridoxine/pyridoxamine 5'-phosphate oxidase 1, chloroplastic-like. The record is from RefSeq and is a predicted model, not a curated record. The transcript is spliced from 14 exons. Gene Ontology annotation, cellular component: mitochondrion. Gene Ontology annotation, biological process: pyridoxine biosynthetic process. Gene Ontology annotation, molecular function: FMN binding; pyridoxamine phosphate oxidase activity; NAD(P)HX epimerase activity. Bases 51 to 1691 code for a protein of 546 amino acids. NCBI's taxonomy places the organism in Eukaryota, Viridiplantae, Streptophyta, Magnoliopsida, Ranunculales, Papaveraceae.
CGUGACCGACGAGGACAUUCGUUGGCGACGAUGAUGAAAUAAACAAAGAGAUGUUGGGGCUACGAACCAAAAGGAAAGCGAUGUCAUGUCUUCUCUCUAGAAUCUUCGUUAGCAGCAACAGUUCUCAUCAUCAAAUCUCAACUCCAGUUUUUCCCUCCAAAUCUCUCUCAUCAAUUAGAAACCCUAUCUCAUUUACCGCGGGUGUUUUAAGUUCGUAUUCGAAGGCUCGCGGAAUCUGUUCAAGGGUUGGUAAUUCGAUGGGUGAUAAAGAUAAUGUAAUCUCAACUAUUGAGACUUUACAAAACCCUGAACCUGUUACUUAUCUCUCUCAGAGAGAUGCAGCUGAAAUCGAUGAAGUUCUUAUGGGUCCUCUUGGGUUUAGUGUUGAUCAGUUGAUGGAAUUGGCAGGUUUGAGUGUUGCCACGUCAAUUGCCGAGGUGUACAAACCAAGUGAGUACAAACGCGUUCUUGCUAUUUGUGGUCCAGGAAACAAUGGCGGUGAUGGCCUUGUGGCUGCUCGUCAUCUUCAUCACUUUGGUUAUGCGCCAUUUAUUUGUUAUCCUAAGCGUACUCCAAAGGCUCUCUAUAGUGGUUUGGUUACUCAGCUGGAAUCGCUCGCAGUCCCUUUUCUGUCAGUUGAAGAUCUGCCUGUGGACUUGUCAAAUGAUUUUGAUAUCAUCAUAGACGCAAUGUUUGGAUUCUCCUUUCAUGGUGCACCAAGACCGCCCUUUGAUGACCUCAUCCAUAAGCUGGUAUGUUUGCACAGUCGUGAUCAAACUCGUCAGAGAUCACCCGUCAUUGUAUCUGUAGAUAUCCCCUCUGGUUGGCAUGUUGAAGAAGGGGACACUGGUGGUGAAGGGAUUAAGCCUGACAUGCUGGUUUCACUGACUGCUCCAAAGCUGUGCGCCAAGAAAUUUUCUGGUUCCCAUCACUUCUUGGGCGGUAGAUUUGUUCCGCCUACUAUUGCAGAGAAAUAUCAACUCCAGCUUCCACCUUAUAUCGGCACUUCCAUGUGUGUUCGGAUUGGAAAGCCUCCGAAAGUUGAUAUAUCUGCUCUAAGAGAAAACUAUGUUUCGCCAGCAUUUCUCGAGGAUCAACUGGAGGCCGACCCGAUAGAUCAAUUUCGCAAAUGGUUUGAUGAUGCGCUGGUCGCUGGUUUGCAUGAACCGAAUGCAAUGGCCUUGUCGACUUCAAACAAGAAUGGAAAACCGUCAUCACGGAUGGUCUUGUUAAAAGGAGUUGAUAUGGAAGGCUUUGUUUGGUACACCAAUUAUGAAAGUCAGAAGGGGAAUGACUUAUCAGACAAUCCUCGUGCAUCUCUUCUUUUCUAUUGGGAUGGUCUUAAUCGCCAGGUAAGAGUGGAAGGACCUGUGCAGAAAGUUCCUGAGGAGGAGUCAGAGAAUUACUUCCACAGCCGUCCACGUGGAAGCCAGAUUGGGGCAAUAGUCAGCAAGCAGAGUAGUAUAGUACCUGGGAGGGAAGUACUUUACCAAGAAUAUGAGGACUUGGAAAAUAGAUUUUCUGAUGGAACCAUCAUUCCUAAACCAAAGCAUUGGGGAGGAUAUAGAUUAAAACCAGAGCUUGUUGAGUUUUGGCAGGGACAACCAUCACGAUUGCAUGAUAGGUUGCAGUAUUCUCUUCGAGAAAUUGAUGGAAAAUGGGCAUGGAAAGUUGACCGCUUGGCACCAUGACUAGUAUCUUGUUUAUGAAAUAAAAUAAAAAGCAACUCUCCUGCACACUACAAUAUAAAUUUGUAAUCAGAUGUGCAAACUUUAUAUUCAUGUGCUGAAUGAGCUAGUAUAUUACUGCAUACAAUGAAGAAACCAUAGAGUUGGCCUGAAAUCAGAUGAGCUUCUCAAUUUUGUGAACGUCUUCAGCAGUUGAUUAUAUUCUAGGUCAUGAUGUCCUAGCACGACUCUGCAGUAAAGUUCUGACUGAGUAGUACUGUGUGGGUUGUGGAUAAGGUUGCCUUGGUGGAACUGAGGUGGUCCUACAGUGAAAUAAACAUCAAUACAAGUGGGAUUGGGGUUUGAAAGUAAUCUCGACCAGAUGAAGUUUGUGAGCCUUCCCUGAUCUUAGCUUUUUUGAAAGGUUGAUUUUGAAGAGAAUGACUAAACCAGACUAGAUCACUUUGUAUGUGAGGGGGACUCGACCACUUUUUAGAGCUCAAAAGUGAAUUUUCUGAAUCUUGUACAUCAAAGUUCCUUGAAAUUACAAUGCAUAUCAUGGAAAA